UUUUGUUGGGACCUGGGAAGAAAAAUUGCCCCGCUGAGGUACCGAGGAGGCGAAAUAAAAGAAAAAGAAACCGCCCGAAACCAUGGACAUGUACGAGGCUGCUGUUUAAUCGCCUAAAAUGCAAGCGGACGUGCUUUCGCCGUGAACUAAACUGAGGAGGUUUUCGUGUGGUAGAGUAACCUUCCCUCUCCCUCAUCAUGCUGAGCUUCCUGCGCAGGACGCUGGGGCGACGCUCCAUCCGGAAACAUGCAGAGAAGGCCCGGUUACGAGAGGCACAGCGUGCCACAACACACAUCCCUGCAGCUGGGGAUGCAAAGUCUAUCAUCACUUGCCGCGUUUCCUUGCUGGACGGGACAGACGUCAGUGUUGACUUGCCGAAAAAAGCCAAAGGUGAAGAGCUGUUUGACCAGAUCAUGUACCAUCUGGACAUUGUGGAGAAAGACUACUUCGGACUGCGCUUCAUGGACUCGGCACAAGUGCCGCACUGGCUUGAUGUCACAAAAAGUAUCAAAAAGCAAGUGAAAAUUGGUCCACCAUACUGCCUUCACAUGAGAGUAAAGUUUUACUCCUCAGAACCAAACAACCUGCACGAGGAGCUAACCAGAUACCUGUUUGUGUUACAAUUAAAGCAAGAUAUCCUCAGUGGAAAGCUAGAAUGUCCAUUUGAAACAGCGGUGCAGUUGGCUGCCUUUUCUCUUCAAGCUGAGCUUGGUGACUGUGAUCCUUUGGACCAUAAUUUGGACCUGGUUUCUGAAUUUCGCUUCAUUCCCAAUCAGACAGAGGAUGUCGAGCUGGCGAUAUACAAUGCAUGGAAGGAGUGCAGAGGUCAGACACCAGCCCAAGCUGAAAUUAACUACCUGAAUAAAGCCAAGUGGCUAGAAAUGUAUGGUGUGGACAUGCAUAUGGUUAAGGCAAGAGACGGUAAUGAGUACAGUCUGGGUUUGACACCAACUGGAGUUCUGGUGUUUGAAGGAGAAACCAAGAUCGGCCUCUUUUUCUGGCCCAAGAUCACUUCUCUGGAUUUCAAGAAGAGCAAACUGACACUUGUGGUAGUAGAAGAUGAUGAACAGGGCAAAGAACAGGAGCAUACCUUUGUCUUUAGGAUGGAUCACCCUAAGGCCUGUAAGCACCUGUGGAAGUGUGCUGUAGAGCACCAUGCUUUCUUUAGGCUGAGAGGGCCGGUACAGAAGAACUCUGCACGCUCUGGAUUCAUUCGCAUGGGAUCACGCUUCAGAUACAGUGGAAAGACAGAGUAUCAGACAACCAAGGCCAGUAAAGCAAGGCGGUCUGCCUCCUUUGAAAGAAGGCCCAGUCGACGCUACUCCAGAAGAACUAUGCAAAACAGAGGAACAUUCAGUCCUAAUGAGGCUCUUUCUCCUGGCAAUGGAGUCAACUCCAACAAAGACAAGGUUGCCUCCAGUAGAGGUGCCUGGUCCAGCGUGCCUGUGGUCAGUCCUGCAGCUGCUUCUGCUUGUGGACCGAUGGAAAUUGAGGCUCUACCCAGAAGUCCUGGUGGAGAAAAGAGAAGUAUGCCCAUGGUUGCUGAUCUGAUGGAAACAUGCAUCGAUGAUGUCCUCAGAGCUCCUGUAGUUCCACCGGUAACAGCAACAGAGGAUGCAGGACCAAGCACCACCUAUGCCAACCCCAGUGUCCCUGGAGAAGAACCUCUAAGCCUCUCAGAAGCAUCAGCUCGUCUGAAGCAGCUGGCUUUGGAGAGUAGUCCACUUCCUGCUACUCCAAGAAACAACAUCAAUGUCAAUGUGGCCAUGAAUAAUCAGGACGAUGUGGUGAAGCUCACAGAGAAGUGUGGUCUGAACAGCACAGGCAGCAGUCCAGUUGUCACUCCACUGCGCACCCCAGAGGAUCUAAAGAGCAACAUCCUGAAAGCACAAGCUGAGGCUGCACUCAAGGGAUCUAUGGAGGAACAUGUGGUGAUGGUCGGAGAUAAAAACUGUAACAUCCAGGAGGCUUCUGCAAGGUUGAAGGUGCGUACAGGUCGCAUGGGCAGUAACACGUCUCUGUCUGUUAGCGGUCGCCCAGACAUUCAAGACUCCUGGGACCUGCUCAAGCCAGCCUCACUGGUCUCAUCAGCAGGGGCCAGUGCCGAAGUGCUUGCUGAAGAUUCAACCCCCUCAGUUCCCAAGCUGCCCUUGGACUCUGCUGGUGAAGCCAUGGCUCCAAAGGCUAAAGCAGAGGAGGUUGACCUGACUGUUAGCGCCCCAGUGUCUGACAACCUGAUCGAUUUCACUGAUCCAACUCCUGUGCUACCACUAGUGCAGCAGCCCAAACCACUCAUCACCCCUCGCUGGAUUAUCCCUACCAAUGCUCCCACUGGUGUCUUUACUAACGGCCUGCUCGACCUCGAACCCCCUGCUAAGGUCAACCCUCCUCUGCCUGCAGAUGGGGGAGCAGCUCUCACCCCAGCCCUCCCUCUCCUCGCUCACACACGCAACACCAGCUCUGCCAGCACUGGGGGUCAACAGCCAGCCUCAGAGGAUGGAGCCAAACCCAGAGGUCUCCUGACCACUGAGCUCUGAUGAAACAAGCAGCAGCUUUCCCAGCAUUCAUCUUUCCUGACUACUCCUCCUCCUCACCACAUCACCCAUUCACACACAAACAAGCCGGGCCUACUGAGCUGAACAUUUCAAGUUCGGAGGAAAGUGGAACCUGGGAAGAGGCAGCUCGCACGCUCCAUAAACACUACUCAAACUGCACCCACACUGACAAAAAACGACUGAACAAGUUCAACGUAGCACACAGGACAAUAAUAGGAAUAUGACUGCAGUAUUUAGUCAUAACAACACAGCCUAGUUUUUGUUGGUUAGUUUAAACAAUCAUGUAGCUUCAGUAUGUUCAGUGACCUGCCAUUCACUCAGUCCAUCCAGUCAAUAAACCCCACUCUGAUGACACUGUAAGGACCGUUAAAUAGCAGCCCCCUCUGGACUUAGAGACCUCCUUUAGGGCUGCUUCUUCCUCCUUUUAAUCACUGUUGAUUCACACCGCUGGAUUUCUGUUACUCUGAGCUUUUCUAAUCACACAGCACAUUGAGCUGCUGAAGUACACUGGAUGAAGGACAACAAAGAGAAAUCUGUGCAACAGGGAUGGCAGGGGCUUAAAUCGUCGAUUCAGAGAGAUGAAACACCUGGACUCUUGACAUGGAUUUUACACUGUGCUGUCCCUGUAUUCCACUACAAACCAUUUGUUUUUAACCGUUACUACAUGUGAACAUCAGCUGGAUAGGAAGACUUCACUGGAUUAUUUUUGCAACACUGGAAUCACUGAAAUGAAUGACUUUAUUUUUCCCCUGCUGUUUUUAUUAUGCAGCUCUUACCUGCGCUGUCUUAUGAGAUGUUUUUUAAAUGACCCAUGCUGUACCUUUAAAUUCAUCAGUAGAAUGAGGAUAUUAAUGUGUUUGGUUAUACGCAAGUAUUUACAAAUGAGUUAAAGAUGGCCACACAUGAGUGACAAAUUUUAACACUUUGAGCAAAAUGUGAAACUAGAUAUUAUUGUACACCUGUGGUGUUUGUUAUCAUGAUCCCUGCAGGUGACCAGGAUUGCUAUCUGAAAGGAUUUUAGACAACGAUUUGACCAUUUUAUAGAGCAUUGCUUCAGGUACUAACGUGUUGUAGCCACUACCCUGCCUUAUGGAGAUGAAUGUAUUCAGAUAGUCUCAUCUAAGAAUGCUGGAGAUGCCACAUUAGCAACGUUUUACAACUUCUUAUAAUUCAGAUUGCUGAUAUAUUUUAUAACUGGAGGAAAACUUGUGAAAUAUCUUAAAAAGCUGAUUUUAUACAUGUAAAAUUGAGGCCUAAGUGUAUUUUUGAGUUCUUAAUGAAGCAUAUCACGCAAACUCUUAAACAUAGACAUGUAUUUGUACUCUAUACUGAGUUAUCAUCACAACUGGACCCUCAUUUAGUCUGCUAGUUUUUUCACUGUGAUUUAAUUGUCUGUAUUCAACAAGGGAAGCUGACUGUUUGACAGAGUCGUCUUAGCAGUGACAGUUAUUUAUGCUACUACUCGGUGUAAGUGUUCCAACAUUGUCCAAAAGUGUUGUAGCAAACAGUUCUUAUGUAUUGUCGGUAAAAUGGCAUCAGCUGGCUGUAGAUAUGAAGUAGAUUUAUAUAUAUUUUUGAAAAUUAUGUUGGCAGUAUUCUUACUACAUUUCUGCAUACAAAUGUUUUCUAAUUACAGAAGAAGUAGAACAUGUGUUACUGAUCACACUGACUGGAAAAAACACUGGUUUUGUCUCAAAUGCAAUUUUAUAUGAACUUUUUCUUUCUGGAGUACCUGAUCAUGAUGAAGUAAAACUUUGCUACAGUAGGA
This is a messenger RNA of Cheilinus undulatus (humphead wrasse), 4323 nucleotides long. RefSeq names its product erythrocyte membrane protein band 4.1 like 5 (gene epb41l5). Gene Ontology annotation, cellular component: cytoskeleton. Lineage: Eukaryota; Metazoa; Chordata; Actinopteri; Labriformes; Labridae. Gene Ontology annotation, molecular function: cytoskeletal protein binding. Bases 198 to 2537 code for a protein of 779 amino acids. The transcript is spliced from 26 exons. The record is from RefSeq and is a predicted model, not a curated record.